Messenger RNA from Ustilaginoidea virens, 1353 nucleotides. RefSeq lists its product as uncharacterized. The record is from RefSeq and is a predicted model, not a curated record. Bases 1 to 1353 code for a protein of 450 amino acids. The transcript has 6 exons. NCBI's taxonomy places the organism in Eukaryota, Fungi, Ascomycota, Sordariomycetes, Hypocreales, Clavicipitaceae.
AUGCUGCGAUGGGACAGACAACCACGACCUGGCAUCCUUUUCGUCGACGAUGGCCCAAUCCACCAGCCCAAGGGCAAAGCCGGCACGGCCAACAUCACCAAAAGAGACGGUGGCAGGUGCCUCAUCACUGGACUGGGCAACUCUCUCUGGUAUCCGCCCAUUGUCGCUCCUCUGCUUGCUGCUAGGAAGAUCCACGUCAGCGAGGUACUGAACCUGCCGCAACCGUUCAUACUUGCUGGGCUGAGAAAAAGCUUGCCCAGAGCUUCAAUGGCAUUCUCGGCGCUCCCGUCGGACCUGACUUGCGGGACUGGGUGCUCUCGAAACCAGUCGUUCCAAAUUCCUAUCAGAGUCACUGGCUUGUUCGCAAAUCUGCAGCAGCCGCGCUAUCGAAAGGAUUCUUUCGAAUCAAGCUUGGCAAAGGAUCCCGAAUAUGUUGUUGUUGCUAUCAGAAAUGGGGGCCCAUCUUGGCCCUCCAUCGUGGAGAAGGCUCCGCGGGUUCGCAGAGACCGUUUUGCGGAAAGGACCAUCUCUUGCGUGGAUGCUCCGGCUGCUUCUGCAUUGGAAAUCCUGUCACGAGUCGCGAAACCAAUCCGCAAAGUCCGCGGCAUCCCCCCGGGACUUUGCAUUGAUGUUCUCUGCGACGACGAGGAGGCAGCGCUCAUCCGCGACCUGCAGAGAGGCAUUGCGGAGCUGCGGGCGACACCGAAGGAGGUUGCGCCGGGGUUCGCCAUCACCAACUCUCUCGGCACGACAUGUUUUGAUUACAGAAUCAACGCCGGGCUGCACUGUGACGCCGAUCGGGGAAGCUUUGUCGGACCGUUUGUGGACGAGGACGAGUCGAACAAGACUCUCAUGGCCCGAUACGUCACCAAACCCAACCUGCGGUGGCUCAAGUUCAUGGACAAGGUGUUCAACCGCCAUGGAGAGUAUGACGCCUCGCUUCUGCCUCGACUGGAUCGUCUGUCUUCUGGCAUCGUAUCCUCGCGUGACGCAUCUCCCGACCAGCAGAUCACGUGGCACAUCUCGGAUCAGCUGUGUCUGGGCUGUCGUCACGCCGUUCAUCACGAGCGACUGAAUCACCUGGUUCUCCUUCCCGCUCCCAUCCGGUCACGGUUUAUAUCGCCUAGCCUCAUACCCCGGCUCCAUGUCCGACAUCACGCUGGAAUUGCCUGGCCAAGCCAUCUCGCCCACUUCACAGCGUCAACCGGCUCCGCGAGCACAUGUCGCGCCCCGCCAGCCACCCAAGAAGAAGCAGCCAACGAGGCAAAAGCCGAACACGGCAAACACAGCUCUCCACAUUGUACCCCGGGACUCAAGUCCAUGACCUGCCCCCAGGUGACCUCGAUCCCAUAA